AUGCCCCGGCCUAAAAAGGUAAUUUGGCAUGGCUCCCAUAAAUUUGGCGAUCGAGCUAUGGACACCUACUGUGAUGCUUGGAACUCUAAUAGUCCUGAUCGAUAUGGAUUAAGCUCUUCAAUUACAAGAAGCAGACUUUUGGAACAAACUCGUUAUUCAUGUGAUAAUAAAUUGGCAUUAUUAUGUAUAGAAGUAACAAGUGAGAUAGCUAGAAGACGACGAAAUUCUGAAAAUAGCUUAAAUAAUGGUAACGAUGAAAUAUCGGAAGAAAAGUAUCAAGAAGAUCUUGAUCAUAUUAUAAAAAAUUAA
This is a messenger RNA of Cotesia congregata, 309 nucleotides long. Lineage: Eukaryota; Metazoa; Arthropoda; Insecta; Hymenoptera; Braconidae. The record is from the annotation of a GenBank genome assembly.